GACGCUGUGAGACAAACCGACCGAAAAAAUUGGCUUCCGGGUCGCUACCGUGUUUUGAAAAGCACAUCAAUGUUCUCCUUCGGGUGAUGGGGCCAGACAGCGUCCAGAGUCCGGCCGCGCCCUGGCGGAAGGUGCUGUGGCAGCGCCAGCCCUACCCGGACAACUACGUGGAUCGGAGGUUCCUGGAGGAGUUGCGCAGGAACGAGGGCAUCCGUCACUACCGAUACUGGGCCGUGGUGAGAGAGGCCGGCCUGGUGGCGCAGCAGCUGUCCUGCGUGGCCGUUUUCAUCACCCUCUGGCUCUACAUGGAACAGGGCCUACUGUCCCCAGAGAUUCUACUCGGAUCCAGCCUGGCAAGCGCCCUGCUGGGCUACGGACUGUACCAAGUCCUCACACCUCCGAUGGAGUGCAACGCCCGUACUCGUCUCACCGACCUACAGAGCGCCAUUUACUUCCUCUCCUUCACCUUUGGCUUCUCGCCGGUGCUAAAGACGCUAACCGAGUCAGUGAGUACAGACACAGUGUACGCCAUGUCGGCGGUCAUGCUGCUGGCCCACCUGGUGUCGUUCCCUUACGCCCAUCCCUCGCCGCCCGGCAGCCUGUCCUUGAACGCGGCACUUUUUGCCUCCGUCUGCCUGGCCUCCAGACUCCCGGGCGCCCUCCACACCUUCGCCAUGCUCAGCUGUGCCCUGCUGGUGUUCGCCCUGUGGCCGUGCCUGCUGCAGAGGAUAAGGGACAACGCUCCGAGCCACUUCACCGCAGUCUGCGCCGGGGUGAGCGUGGUGGGCACAGGCGGCCUGGUGUCGCAGUCGCCCGGCGGGGCCCUGCUUUUGGCUCUGGCGGUCCUGAGCGUGACGCUGCUUUGCCCCGCGCUGCUUGUGUGGCUGCAGAGGCACAAGGACAACAUCCAGGGGCCCUGGGACGAAGCGGAGAUCCGCGAGGACCUCAGCCACUUCCUCCGUUAAAGACCUGAGCACAUACAGCAGAAACACUGGACACUUCAUUAGGUACACCGACACUAUCGAAUGAGAGUUAACACAUGGCUUGAAGAUUGUGCAGGGGAAGUUACAUUUACUGUCAAUCCAUUGUACACCUCUUAGAUCAGGUGUACUCUUGAACAACUUAUCUGCGGGUAAAAACAUUUUUUUUUGUUGAAAAUGCUAUUUUAAUAUUUUAAAUGCUGACCUCAAUAGUUUAUGAAUCACGGGACACUUCAUUAGGUACACCGGCACUAUCGCAUGAGAGUUAAUACGUGGCUCGAAGAUUGUGCAGGUGAAGCAGUGUAUUGUUACAUUUACUGUCAAUCCGCCGUACACCUUUUAGAUCAGGUCUACUCUUGGACAGCUUAUCUGCGGGUAUAAGCUGUUUUUUAGUUGAAAUUGCCAUUUUAAUAUGUUAAGUGCUGACCUCAAUAGUUUAUGAAAUGUGUUAUUGAGACAUGAUGCUAUUUUGCACACAUUUUUAACCGUCAUUUGAUACCGAGGAUUUGCAAUGUUGAAUAUCAUAGUAUUGUUUACAAUACUGAAGUAUGAGGGGAAAAAACUGUCACCUGAAGCCUUUUAUUACAAUUCAUGGGUUGUCAAGUAAAAAAAAAACAUGUCUAUAAGAAAAUACUGGGAUUAUUUUAAUUUGGUCUGGGUUUUUUUUUUUUCACACCUGAAAAAUCAUGUUUCAUGACAUCAGUGAGUUUCCAAUGUUGAAUAACUGUUACCAAUUGUGAAGCGAAUUGUAUUUAUAUAGCGCUUUUUCUCUCGUGACUCAAAGCGCUUUACAUAGUGAAACCCAAGAUCUAAUUUUUACAUUUAAAUAAGUGUGGGUGGCACCAGGAGCAGGUGGGUAAAGUGUCUUGCCCAAGGACACAACGGCAGUGACAAGGAUGGCAGAAGCGGGGAUUGAACCUGCGACCCUCAAGUUGCUGGCACGGCCGCUCUACCGAAUGAGCUAUACCGCUAUAAUUCUAAUUUGGUGUAUUCAGGGUGGAAGAACAAGCACAACCAGGAGGCUUUAUAAUGUAGUUCAUGUAAAAGACAAGGACAUUAAGCACAUGUCAAGUUUUUAUGAUGUUUCAAAAUAACAUACUUCCCUCGGUAAAUAAAUAUAUAAAGGACUAGUUCCGGUAUGAAUUAAUUACUGAUUGGGAGAAAGGAAGUACAAUUAUAACAGUAGUUUUCCCAUCUCGGUUGUGGAGUAACGUUCCCAUUUUGCCACUAUUUGAUGUUUAGUGAUUUAACCUCUAGAGGGCAGCACACUACAACUACAGCAUAUAAAUGUAAUGUACCACCACUGAAAGUUAUUUUCCCAUUGACUCUUAUUACAUGCUGGUUUCAUAGACACUCACCGGCCACGACAUUAGGUACAGCUUCAUGAAAGCUACCAGGGGUGCACAAAAAAAAUAUUAAAAUUUUAAAUCGAUAUGUAAUUUUAAAAAUAUCGAUUAAAAAAAGUAUUUUUUCAGUAAGAAUCCAUUUAAAAAAAAAAGAUUUAAGUCCAUCUCUGUGCAACCAGGAGCUCUUCUAACCUGUAACCUGCUUUGAAAAGUCUUCAUUAUAGUUAUACCAAAUAAUACGUUGCAAGAAUCGUGUUGAAUCGAGAAACGAUCCUGAAUCGAACAGUCGAUCCAGGAUUUGGGAUCGCAUCCGAUCGUUAGGUGCCCAAAGAUUGUAUUAUUUAUCAUAGUGCAAUCAUGUGCGCAAUAUGUAUUUUUAUUUUUGUAGUUUUGUUUGCAUUUUAAUUUAGUUGCUUCUGGUGAAAAUGACGCCUACUGAAAUGGUGAGUCGCCAAUGUAUCGAAGUCACGCCAACCACGCCGCACAAAAAAUAAAAAAGCCUCCUUCCUGCACUUUGCCGGCCGUCUCUGCAUUCUGGGGUCCAGAACAACACUGACAAGACCACCCUAUUGUUUUUUUGUUUUGUUUUUUUGAUUGAUUGAUUGAAACUUAUAUCAGUAGAUCGCACAGUACAGUACAUAUUCCGUACAAUUGACCACUAAAUGGUAACACCCGAAUAAGUUUUUCAACUUGUUAAAGUCGGGGUCCACGUAAAUCAAUUCAUGGUGGUUGUAGUCUGCUGUUGUGUACAAUUGUUACACACAGCUGUGGCAAAAUGUUCCGUACAACCUUUUCAGUAUCACCGCAGCCUACAGACACGCUUGGUUUCAGACAACCACAAUGUAUGCCACCAGGCAUCUUAUACGUUAAAAGUGUAACUAAUGACGUGGCCAGUCAGUGCUUGUUUUGCCAGUUGCAGAGAGCUCCGAAUUCACCACAGGUUCUCCGAAUUAAAGACAAUUGAUAUUCAAAAAUAAAACACCUCUUUAUUAAAAAAAAAAAAAAAAAGGUUUUAAAAAUAGUGUUUGGCAGAAUAGCUGUUGUUUCUAUUUACACAGGCACUUGAGGAAAGUCAGCAGACAGCAGAGGACAUUCCUGCGACUGCGGCCAACGCAACUAUGAACAAAACAGGCUCACGAAUGGUGGCGGACGCUCCCAUCGGAGGUCUAGGCGGGGGAGGAGCGGACCGUGUCCUCCUACUUGGUGCUCGUUGGGAUGGCUGGAGCAGGCCUCCUGGGGGGAAAUGAUCAGUGAUUAAAAUCUAACCACCAUGUUGUGUUCCCAAAAGCACCUUGUGAUUAACACACCGGGAAAGGAAAUUAAAGCUUGUGGAAAGAUGCUCAAAAUAUAGAUGCAACAUUCGGCUAACUUGCAUAACGACGAGCUGAAUAAUGCUUAGUAAAAAAAAAAAAUUGGCCCUAGUGUGUGAAUGUGAGUGUGAAUGUUGUCUGUCUAUCUGUGUUGGCCCUGCGAUGAGGUGGCGACUUGUCCAGGGUGUACCCCGCCUUCCGCCCGAUUGUAGCUGAGAUAGGCGCCAGCGCCCCCCGCGACCCCGAAAGGGAAUAAGCGGUAGGAAAUGGAUGUUGUUUUUCUUCAGUGCAUAAUAUGUAAGCCUGAACCUAUUUUUUCAUGCUAAGGUCAUCAUGUAAAGUCGUCCCUCGCCCCGUUGCGCUUCACAUUUUGCAGCUUCACUGCAUUGUGGAUUUUUCAAUAAAACCAUUUUUGGCCUAAAUUAUGAAUUUUUAAGCAUACACACGGCCAAACGAAGCAAACAUAUCAAUACCGCUUGAUGAGACCAAACCAAUCAGAGCGGGCUGUUCAGUAUCUUAUUAUAAUCAGAAGACAGCAGUCAUUUCAUUGAGAUUAUUAUGUUACUUAGAAUGAAAAUAACAAAAAUAUUGUUUCUCAUGAGCUAUGUACUAGAAUUGUACAUCUGGGUGGGGUCCAGCUUUGGAAAUAUUUUGUACCCCUUUCAGAGAUCAUUAUUUCCACUUAAAACAUUCGCAUGUUGCACAAUGAGAUGUAAACAGGGGCUCAAGUGCACAUUCCUGUAACUUUGUCUGUAAAAUAUAUCUUUAUUAGCCUUUCUGUAAUCUUUCAACUGUUUUCAUGAUUGAUAUACAUAAAUUAACAUUCUUAAUAAAUGACAGUAUAAUAAGCACACAUUCAUAGUACAACCUGGCAUUCAUAGUUUAAUUGCUCUUUUUAUCUUUGGUAUGAACAUUAUUAUGUAAACUCAAAGUUAUUAUUAUUAUUAUUUUUUGGUUCUUUGUUGUUGCUAUUUUUGUAUUACAACAUUUUAUUAUUUGAUCAUGUUGUACUUGCAUUGUAAUCUUUUGUUUUGUGAUUGUGUGAUGUUUUUGCCUGGACCCCAGGAAAAAUAGUCUCCACUGCAGUGUAGACUAGUGGGGAUCCUUAAUAAACUAAUCUAUGUGUGGUUCUGGA
Messenger RNA from Nerophis ophidion (straightnose pipefish), 4771 nucleotides. It is a transcript of the gene pigc, whose product is annotated as phosphatidylinositol glycan anchor biosynthesis, class C. The record is from RefSeq and is a predicted model, not a curated record. Bases 87 to 965 code for a protein of 292 amino acids. NCBI's taxonomy places the organism in Eukaryota, Metazoa, Chordata, Actinopteri, Syngnathiformes, Syngnathidae. Gene Ontology annotation, cellular component: membrane; glycosylphosphatidylinositol-N-acetylglucosaminyltransferase (GPI-GnT) complex. The transcript has 3 exons. Gene Ontology annotation, biological process: GPI anchor biosynthetic process.